This is a messenger RNA of Podospora anserina S mat+, 633 nucleotides long. RefSeq lists its product as uncharacterized. The transcript has 3 exons. NCBI's taxonomy places the organism in Eukaryota, Fungi, Ascomycota, Sordariomycetes, Sordariales, Podosporaceae. The record is from RefSeq and is a predicted model, not a curated record. Gene Ontology annotation, cellular component: endoplasmic reticulum; Golgi apparatus; COPII-coated ER to Golgi transport vesicle. Gene Ontology annotation, biological process: endoplasmic reticulum to Golgi vesicle-mediated transport; Golgi organization; intracellular protein transport. The coding region runs from base 1 to 633 and encodes 210 amino acids.
AUGCAGCUGCCAUUGCUUUCGUGCGGUCUCUUGGGCCUACUGGCCAGCCAGGUCGUCGCCACAGCCCUGACCUACAAGGUUCAUGCGAACGAGAGGGCGUGCUUCUACACAGCAACACAGAACAAGGACGAGAAGAUUGCCUUUUACUUUGCCGUGCAAUCCGGUGGUUCCUUCGAUAUCGAUUACGAAGUGACGGGUCCCAAUGGGAAAUACAUCAUGGAUGGCCAGAAGGAGAGGCAGGGAGACUUUGUCUUCACCGCCAGGGAGGUUGGCGAAUACUCGUUCUGUUUCAAUAACGAGAUGAGCACAUACACCGAGAAGUUUGUCGACUUUGAGAUUGCUGUCGAGAACGAAGCGCGCGUUACCAUUCCCUCGAAGCAGGGCUCGUCACCGGAACAAACAUCAGCCCUCGAGGAGUCCCUGUUCAAGCUCUCGGGCCAGCUGUCCACCAUCACCCGCAACCAGAAAUACUUCCGCACCCGUGAGAACCGCAACUUCAGCACCGUCCGCAGCACAGAACAAAGAAUCGUCAACUUCAGCAUCGUCCAGAUUCUGAUGAUCAUGGCCAUGGGAGCUCUGCAGGUGUUUAUUGUCCGCUUCUUCUUCCAGGGUGCGCGGAAGGGCUACGUAUGA